AUGUUCUUUUCUUCCCUCAGCUUCACCGUCGUCCCUCUCGCCCCUGCCACCAUCAACGAGGAGCCUGUCUCUUGCCUCGACCUGACCGGUGCUGACGUCAUCGUCACCCCCGCACCCUUCGCCGCCUUCGAGGCCUCCUUCAGCCAAUCCCAGUCCGCUGCCCACCCCGCCCUCAAGGCCGUCUCUCGGAACGAGUUCAUCGCUGCCACCCACAAGACCAUGAGGAGGCUCCUCCAGGGCAACGGUACCUUCACCGUCCAGCCCGUCAAUGGUGCUUGCGCCAAUGGCCUCAACCCUUGCUACUCCAGCGGAGGAUCCACCCUCACGUGCUGCGUGGUUGCCUGCUCCGGCCAGUUCGGUGGCCCUAUCGGUCCCAACGACAACAGGGCUCUUUGCUCUACCCCGAACGGUGGUCUGGACUUCCCCGCUGGUGCCACCACGCCCCGCCCCACCACGCCUAUCUCAACCACCGCCCCGGGUAGUGUCCCCCCCGUCGACGGCAUAUGCGGCAACCCCAACUUCAGCCAGCCGUGCCUCGCUGCUGGUGCUGGCGCCCCGUCCAUCUGCUGCGCGGCUUCCGGCUUCCAGUGCGCCGGAACCACCGGACCCACCCCCUUCUGCGCACCCAUCUAA
Messenger RNA from Klebsormidium nitens, 633 nucleotides. NCBI's taxonomy places the organism in Eukaryota, Viridiplantae, Streptophyta, Klebsormidiophyceae, Klebsormidiales, Klebsormidiaceae. The record is from the annotation of a GenBank genome assembly.